GGCGACGAUGUCUAAACGCGAAUGAAACGUCGGCGAUACUCGACGAUAUUGGCGAACAAUGAGACAGACGCGAGUUACCAGGUGACAGCGAAUGCAUGGCCAAUUGCUUCAAGAUGAUUGGCCGACGUUGCGCUCUUUUCGCCUUGAGCAUCCUUUUGAUCUUAGUCCUCAGCGUAAACAUCUACUUCAUCCGAAUGAUUGUUGAGAGUUCCUCCUCGCACAGGAUGUACGCCAAAAAUUUACCGGAAUCGAAAGCUAGGCAAGAUCCUUCUAUGCCCUCGCGAUCCGAUGAAAAAGAUUCGCAGCUGCAAUUAAAGUCAAUUGUAAAAAUUAUUGGCGAGGGGAUCAAAGAGGAGAUUCGUUCAUUGCCCUCCAAAUAUUUCAAACAGAAUACAAGUUAUACUAUCGUCCUGGAACGAUUGCUAGCCGAAUUGACGAUAAUGCCAAAUGUCCGUGAAGACAUUUGGAAUAUUCCCAAUAAUAAUGUUAGUUAAAAAAUUCUUUGAAAUAUUUUACAUGUUUUGCGGAGGUCUAAAAUAGUCCGUGCGGAUAAUGCUCCAUUGGGUACACAACUGAAGCUUAUGCUUAAUCUUGAGAAUGAUAUAAAAGCAUUAUUCAAGCCACAAUGGUACUCCAGAGAUACUAUUCUACAUGGAUCAGUAUACCAUGGCAAGGAUCGCCACAAUGCUGAAGUGGUGGCUUUUCAUUUAUCGUCCUUGUUGGCAUUGCGAAGAGUACCACUCGCCGUUAUUCGAAAACUUGACCUGAAAGAAGAAAUUGGUAAUCACGCGACACCGGCAUUAUACGCAACCAUGUAUCAAGAGGGUAAUACUACAUGUCUAUAUGGCGUUUGUCAUUAUUGUUCUCCAGCCGAUCCUGUCUGUGGGACGGGAGAUGUAUUGGAGGGUACCCUCAUCUUUUGGCUUCCACGAUAUUUAAGACUAGUCAAACAUCGCCAUCCUUGGCAACGAACUUAUAAAAGAAACAAACUUGCUGCAUGGGAAAUAGACGAGGGCUAUUGUGAUAAAGUAAAAGAUUCUAAGGCUUAUUCACCGCAAUCGUCGAGUAGACUCUUGGAUUUGAUUGAUACAGCGAUCUUUGAUUUCCUUAUGGAUAAUGGUGAUCGCCAUCAUUAUGAACUCGCACAAAACAAUUUUCAUAAUCCUGCAGUGCUACUGAUCGAUAAUGGAAAGAGUCUAGGAAAUCCUGAUGUUGAUCAUCUCGACAUCUUAGCGCCUCUAUAUCAGUGUUGCAUGAUUCACAAAACUACGUGGGACAGGUUGCGAUUAUUUAGUGGUGGAUCUCUAGGCAUCGCAUUAGGUAGACUUCUUGCACACGAGGCUGUAAUGUCAGAUGUUUCUCCACUCAUCACGGAGGCACACUUAAAUGCCAUGAAUAGAAGACUGCUUACCGUUUAUGCCGUAAUAGAAAAUUGUCUGAAGAAAAAGAAGUACAUUUCUAAUGUGAUUUUGGAUCAUCGGUAAUCUAAGAACAAUUCUAUAGGAGUCAGAAUA
This is a messenger RNA of Trachymyrmex septentrionalis, 1514 nucleotides long. RefSeq names its product glycosaminoglycan xylosylkinase. NCBI's taxonomy places the organism in Eukaryota, Metazoa, Arthropoda, Insecta, Hymenoptera, Formicidae. Gene Ontology annotation, molecular function: phosphotransferase activity, alcohol group as acceptor. The transcript is spliced from 6 exons. The record is from RefSeq and is a predicted model, not a curated record. Gene Ontology annotation, cellular component: Golgi apparatus. Gene Ontology annotation, biological process: protein phosphorylation.